UGCGCACGCGCGCCCCCGCGCCCGGCCACACCCUCUUCCGCCGUUCCCGCCCAGCGCCCUCGCUCCCGGGGUGUCGCCCUGCGUGCGCCGGAGUCGCCGAGGUCGUCCCCGGCACCGGAAGUGACCCUGGCGGGUUUGUCUUCAAAUUCUUGGCGAACAGAAGCCGCGCCGGCAGGUGGUGGUGACUUCUGAACUGGGCAGUACUGGGGCCGUGAGCGGAGAGCAAGGUGGGCUGGACUGGGUCAGGCCCUCCUUCCUCGCUUCCAGGACCUCCAUUCGGCCAAUACCCUGUGCCUGGCGUUGGGCGGUUUCCCGAGGAGCUUGGGCCGCCGCAGCUUACAGUUGAACAUGAGUCUUCUUAUGAUUAGUGAGAAUGUAAAAUUGGCUCGUGAAUAUGCAUUGCUGGGAAACUAUGACUCUGCGAUGGUCUAUUAUCAGGGAGUUCUUGACCAAAUGAACAAGUAUCUGUACUCAGUCAAAGAUACAUACCUCCAGCAGAAAUGGCAACAGGUUUGGCAGGAAAUAAAUGUGGAAGCUAAACAUGUUAAAGAUAUCAUGAAAACACUAGAGAGCUUUAAACUAGACAGCACUCCCUUGAAGGCAGCACAGCAUGACCUUCCAGCUUCUGAGGGAGAAGUCUGGUCCAUGCCUGUACCUGUUGAACGAAGACCCUCACCAGGACCUAGAAAACGCCAGUCUUCUCAGUACAGUGACCCUAAAUCACAUGGUAAUCGUCCAGGUACAACUGUCAGAGUUCACCGUUCAUCUGCACAGAAUCUUCACAAUGACAGAGGGAAAGCUGUUCGUUGUCGUGAAAAGAAAGAACAGAAUAAAGGAAGAGAGGAAAAGAACAAAUCACCUGCUGCAGUAACAGAACCAGAGACAAAUAAAUUUGACAGUACCGGAUAUGAUAAAGACUUAGUAGAAGCUUUGGAAAGAGAUAUAAUUUCCCAGAAUCCCAAUGUUCGAUGGGAUGAUAUCGCUGAUUUAGUAGAAGCGAAAAAGUUGCUUAAGGAAGCCGUAGUGUUACCAAUGUGGAUGCCUGAAUUCUUUAAGGGCAUUAGAAGACCAUGGAAAGGAGUACUGAUGGUCGGCCCACCUGGCACAGGGAAGACGCUCCUUGCUAAAGCAGUAGCUACAGAAUGCAAGACAACAUUCUUCAAUGUCUCUUCAUCAACUCUGACUUCCAAAUACAGAGGAGAAUCUGAGAAGCUUGUUCGUCUUCUGUUUGAAAUGGCUCGAUUUUAUUCUCCAGCCACCAUAUUUAUUGAUGAGAUAGACUCCAUUUGUAGUCGCCGAGGGACUUCUGAAGAACAUGAAGCAAGCAGAAGGGUGAAAGCGGAGCUGCUUGUUCAAAUGGAUGGUGUUGGAGGUGCUUCUGAAAAUGAUGACCCUUCCAAAAUGGUUAUGGUUCUGGCAGCUACGAAUUUUCCCUGGGAUAUAGAUGAGGCUUUAAGACGACGCCUUGAGAAACGAAUCUAUAUUCCUUUGCCAUCAGCAAAAGGCAGGGAGGAGCUAUUACGAAUAAGUCUACGUGAGCUGGAAUUGGCUGAUGAUGUUGACCUUGCAAGUAUAGCAGAAAACAUGGAAGGUUAUUCAGGUGCGGACAUUACCAACGUGUGCAGGGAUGCGUCCUUGAUGGCAAUGAGAAGGCGCAUUGAAGGUUUGACUCCAGAGGAAAUCCGAAAUCUGUCCAAAGAAGAAAUGCACAUGCCUACAACUAUGGAGGAUUUCGAGAUGGCUUUAAAAAAGGUUUCUAAGUCAGUGUCUGCUGCAGACAUUGAAAGAUAUGAGAAAUGGAUAUUUGAGUUUGGAUCAUGCUAAAUUCUCACAUGUGAAUUGUGAGAAAUGUGCCUUAAGUGUUUGAAUAUUAAAUGUAGUAAUUCAUUGCACUGAGUGCUAUAUUUUUUUUAACUUUCAUAAUGGUAAGAUUUUUUUUUAAACCUGUAUGAUUCUGAAUAAAGGCAGUAUUUUUAAGCUGAAAAUUUGUUUUACUUUAGCAUUACUAGAUUUCUAUUUCACUGACCACAAAUGUUACAACACAAAUGUUACUUAGCUUGGAAAGCUGUCUUUUCUUUUUUUUCUUUGCUUUUUCUAUUUUUUUCAAGACUGUGUUUCUUCCAACUGAACUGGCCAUUCAUAUUGGGAUUAGCCAACAGACCAUAAGAAAGACAUCAAUCUUGGCUCUUGUUUGAAACCAACAGCUACAAUGGCAAACCACCACCUGUCUUGAUUCAGGGCCUAGGAAAGCUGUCUUUAUACGCACUUCUAACUUGGCAUCUUCUCUCCCACUGUUUGCUGCUGUCACUCCUUAUAGGGAGGAAAAAAUUGGCUCUAGCUCCAGUUAAACUUUACCCAUUGCCUCUGGGUGCCAGUGGAUAACCGAAAAUCCUGGAACAUUUUUACACAGUAGCUAAUUAAAGCAUGAGCCAAGCCCAUAACACCUGGUGUUAUGGUAGCUUCCCUUCACCUCCUGGAGAGUUUUAAAGACACAUUUUACUUUGCAUUUUAAAAAGAAAAAAUAAAAGUCUUACUUGACUUUGAUUUUGCCUACAUAAAAGGCUGCACUAUAGGCAAAUAGGCAUUUCUAAACCUGUGCUGCUCAUAGUACUCUAAUCACUCAUUAACUCAUGCAUACUAAACAUAGCUAAAGUAAUAUUUAAUGGUAUAAGUUAAUAAGUGAAAUGAAAGUUAAUGGUAUAAAAUUUAGGUAAGAUUUCCAUGUGUGACUACUUAGAAAAAAAUAAUUUACCAUGUUAUCACAACCAUAGAAAACAGAGCCUCAGGAGAUUGCGGACCUUGCUAUGGUCCCAAGUCUUAUUGAGAAAGAAAGAAGCCCGGAUAGGGAUCUGCUGACUGCAAAGUCUACACUCUCCAAUAGACCAUGUAGCCUCCUAAAGUUUUUUCUUCACUAGAAUCUGUAAGCUUAUGCUUAAUAGAUAAAAUAAGACCAUGUCAUCAUUUGGAGUUAGAACUGGUGCUUUCUAAUAACUUACGGAAUGAGAAAGGGUAUAAAGAAAAAGUGUUACUAGCUGGUUAACUCUAGGAUCAAAUUAUAAGUUGCAGGCUAUUUUUUUUUUCAGCAGUAUUCCAUGCAAUGUAACAAUUAAAGUCUGGCAAAAUGAAACAUCACUCCUUCAUUCUACUUCUUGUCAUCCUCUCCACCCCCACCACACACAUACCUGUUUGGGCUAAAUAUAAAGUGGUCUCAAAAAAA
Rhinopithecus roxellana (golden snub-nosed monkey) is the source of this 3217-nucleotide messenger RNA. RefSeq names its product katanin catalytic subunit A1 (gene KATNA1). Gene Ontology annotation, cellular component: microtubule cytoskeleton. NCBI's taxonomy places the organism in Eukaryota, Metazoa, Chordata, Mammalia, Primates, Cercopithecidae. Gene Ontology annotation, biological process: microtubule severing. The record is from RefSeq and is a predicted model, not a curated record. Gene Ontology annotation, molecular function: microtubule severing ATPase activity; microtubule binding; ATP hydrolysis activity. Bases 349 to 1824 code for a protein of 491 amino acids. The transcript is spliced from 11 exons.